AUGUCCUUUAACCUUUUGAAGGGGGUCUGCUGCAAGCAAGAUGAUUACUGGCAGCCUAUCUUCUUGAUGAAGAUGAGACAGGUUCUGUGCGGCAAUUGUUUCACAUUGAAUGGUGAGAUCGACACGAAGAAGCCGAUAUGGCUUUGGGAUGCAUGGGGUGUCGAUUUGGUGGAAAACGAAAAUUUAAUUAUGAUCCGAGUUGCUGGAAACCCUGGAGGUGCCUGCAUCAAUACGAUUUGUGUUGUACGUCGGAAAAGGGCAAAUUGUCCCACGCCUCCACCAGCUCGCCUAGGCCUCACCUCAGUAGCCCAUCGCGGCCCCCGCAUUGACCCACGUGCCUCCGAGAAGUCCGCGCCUGCACGCCCGCUUUGCCAGUCUUCAUCGCCGCUCCCGCGGAAUCCUUCUGCGCCUGGACACCGCGGCCUAGGAGAAGGUUGCGCCCGUAGAGCAGCACAUCACUUCGACCCGUGCGAGGUCGCGCCCGCGGAGCGCCUCUGCGCGUGGGAGCUCGCGACUGCGGAGGAGAUCCACGGCCCGCGGAGGGCGCGACCAAUUUUUUUAAAACUCCCGUUUUUUCUCGAUUUUUGGCAAGGAAUUCUUACUUUGUCCCACAUCGGCUAUCAUAAGUUCAUAACAGCUCGCGGGCUGCCCGCCCCGCACCGCCAAAUUGGGUCGAGAUUUCUUGGGCUAGGAGUGGGCCUAAACGGUCCAGUCUGUGCUUGCAUGACCGGGCAGGACGGAUCGUGUCCGUGCCUCGCCCCAAACUCCACCAACGACCAAAUCCUAAACCGAUCCGCCCGUUCGCCGCCCUCGCCCGUUCUCCGCCCUCCUCCCUUGCCGUGCGCCGCCGUCGGCCGGCGUAACUCUCAACCGCCUGCUGACCUACUGGUAGACUCCCACCAAACGGUCCAAACCUUCGCCCUUUUUGACGACGGGCCUUAUUCCUCUCGUAUCUCGGCUCUUCGGUGGCAGUUUGCAAGUUCUGCUUGUAUAGGAGUCUGGGUUGAGCUUAUCAGGUUGGAAUGUCGAUAUUCGAUGGACUACCCAUUUCGCGAGAUAAAUCUAGGUUUCUCACUGGGACUAUGGGCAUUUUUAAAUUCAAUAUCUGGUGUUCUAGUUCUAUAUCUAAGGGAAGAACUUGCUAAAAUAGAUGAAAGCUGGGCUGCAGCACGCUUUGAUUCAUUACCCCAUGUUGUGCAUAUUUUAACAUCAAAAGAUCGUGAAGGCGAAGUGCAGGUCUUAAAGGAGCAGAGUGAUAUCAUUGAAGAAGUCGUUGACGAAGUUGUUCACGUUUAUCAUGGUGGCUUUAACAAAGCAAUUCAAAAUUAUUCUCAGAUUCUUCGGUUAUUCAGUGAAUCUGCUCAAAGCAUUGGAGCGUUAAAGGUUGAUUUAGGUGAGGCGAAGAAGCUUCUCGGUGCUCAUAAUAAGCAGUUGCAUCAGCUGUGGUAUCGAUCCGUAACUUUGAGACACAUUAUUGCUUUGUUAGACCAAAUCGAAGGCAUAGCUAAGGUAAUUAUCAAUGUUAUUUUGAAUUUCUUCUCGCAAUCCGCUCUUUUCUCUAUCAAGUGGUCCUACCUGUUCCUUGCAAUGUUCGCCGCCCUUAUGAAGAAGAAAAUAGCCUCCACUAAGGCUGACUUGUCUCAAACCACGAUCCCGACCGCCGCGUUUUCUUGGCGCACUCGGAUAGCUAUGAAUGCCUAUGAGGUUCUGAAGGUUACUCGACAAACUGACUCUAUUGACGACUAUAUUGCUGAAUUUGAAGCUUGUGUGGUUUGGGUGCCGGAUCUGCCUGACCCUCAUUAUUUAGGCCAGUUUUUGGGUGGUUUACGCGAGGAUAUUCACAUCCGUAUACAACAGGAUCCAUCCAUUAAUGUCCGACCACUCAGCGCUCCACCAUUCUCGACACAGGUUCAACAGGUACCUGGUCGUAUUGAAAAGCUUCUUGCUGAAGGACAGUUUUAUGCUGCAGUGCAGCUACAUGUUCAGUCAGCUUUAAUGCUUGAGAGAGAAGGUCUUCAGACGGUUGGUGCUCUUCAAGAUGUUCGGUCGGAGUUGACAAAGCUGAGAGGAGUAAUCUUCUAUAAGGUUUUGGAGGACUUACAUGCUCAUCUGUACAAUAAGGGUGAAUGCAGCUCAGUUGUUUCAGGAAUAUAUGAAAAUGACGAUGCAAUUCUAACAUCCAGAGACACUACAUUUUCCAUGAAUUAUUCACGCUCUCUCUCUCGAAGGACCAGGUUGCUGAAAGGAGACAAUAAUUUUGGAACUCAUGUUAAUGGAGAUGUAUUGUACAGACCUGGUUCAGUUGAUGGAGGUGAGGAUGGCACAAUGGAAACACAUGAUGAUGCUACAUCCAAUGGAUAUACUCCUUCAAUGAGGACAAAUGGUGGUGAUAAUAGUGGGAAGGAUGCAAAAGCUGUUUCUCGUCAAAUUCCCAUGUGGUUAUCAGAUUCCACUCCUGACGAAUUUGUUGAAGCAAUAAGAAAGAGUGAUGCUUCUUUACAUGUAAAGUAUUUACAGACUAUGGUUGAAUGCCUCUGCAUGCUUGGGAAAGUUGCUGCUGCAGGUGCUAUAAUAUGCCAAAGAUUGCGUCCUACUAUCCAUGAGAUUAUUACUACCAAGAUCAAAGCACAGGCAGGAUGUUUCAAUGGGGCGAGGCCUAGUCUUGGCCAUGCUGCCUUGCCUACUGUUGCAGCUCUACACUAUCUCAAAGGGCGGCUAGAAAGUCGACAUGUGCCAAAGCAGAAACGUCAGAAUGGGGUUUCACUCUCUGGAGCUUUAACGACAGUGAGCCCUGUCUCCCCUGUAAUGUCUCCAGCUGGAGCAGCUCAAAUUGCAGCUCAAGAACUUCUAGACUCCAUAUUAGACACGGUUGUUAAGAUUUUUGAAAACCAUGUUAUUGUUGGUGAGCUACUCGAGUCGAAGGCUUCACAACAAGUUAACAUGAACACUCCAAAAGCAAUGGCUGCUGAUGUCAGUUGGAGUCACGAUUCUGAUGCUUCUCAUGAUACUGGUGGCUAUACAAUUGGCUUUUCCUUAACUGUUCUACAGAGUGAGUGCCAACAACUAAUAUGUGAAAUCUUACGGGCAACUCCUGAGGCCGCUUCUGCUGAUGCUGCUGUUCAAACUGCUAGACUCGCCAGCAAGGCCCCCUCUAAAGAUAAGAGGCAAGCAUUCAUGGGUCUAUUUUUUCAUCUGAUGGAUGGAUCAGAAGAUGGUCUCACCUUUGCGUUUCGCUUUACAGAUGUUACUAGUGUUUCCGUUCCUAAUCAGGGGGCUGACCUUAUCCGCCAAGGAUGGAGAAAGGGUCCGAAUGCUGUCCAAGAAGGUUAUGGUUCUGGAGCAGUGUUACCAGAGCAAGGCAUAUAUUUAGCAGCAUCAGUUUACAGGCCAGUACUGCAGUUUACAGAUAAAGUUGCAUCGUUGCUUCCUCAAAAGUUUUCCCAACUUGGCAUGGGGCAUGGGAUUGAUUUUGAUUCUCUACUGUUUUUUCUAUCAUCCUGUCCAGCCGCAUUUCGCCCGCGAGCUAAUGCAGCUUCCUCUUACACUCCAUCAAUUGAGAAAGGACGCCCAGUUUUACAAGGAUUAUUGGCAAUAGAUUACUUGACAAAAGAGGCAGUUCUUGAGAAGCAAAGUUAUAUGCUUAUUGGAAGACACGACAUCGAUAACCUGUUGCGACUUGAUCCCGCCAGUGCAUGUUUACCGGAUUCUCUAAGCCAAAGAAUCAGAGAUAAUGGUGCGUCUGAUGCUGAACUCACUGAAGUAGAGGCACAAUUAAGUGAGAUACUGCUGAAUUUAAGGCCUAUUAGGCAGGAGAAUCUGAUUCGUGAUGAUAACAAACUUAUUCUCUUGGCUUCCUUGAGCGAUUCCUUGGAAUAUGUUGCAGACUCAAUAGAAAGGCAAGUGAUCCUAUCAGUUGGCACUCGGGUUUUCCAGAAUUGUUAUGGUUUCGGCUACCCGAUGGGUGAUGUUAGCACAACUCUUGUUAAUGAUAGGGCAUCUUACUUCCUGCUUCUUAUGUGCUUUAGGCUAGGGCAAUCAUCUUCCAAAUCUGAUGAUCAUGUAGAAGAUAAUGAAACAAGGAAGCCCUUGAAUCAUGCCAGAACAAAUAGUGCACCUUCUAAAGAUCUUGCAUCAUUUUCUGAAGAAUAUAGAAGACUGGCAAUUGACUGCCUCAAGGUUUUACGUGUAGAGAUGCAGUUGGAGACUAUUUUCCGUAUGCAGGAAAUGGCAAAGAGGGAGUAUUUGGAUGAUCAAGAUGCUGAGGAGCCUGAUGAUUUUGUUAUAUCAUUAACUUCAAAGGUAACACGUCGAGAUGAGGAAAUGGCUCCAUUUGUUGCGGAUGUGAAGCGGAAUUACAUAUUUGGGGGAAUAUGUGACAUUGCAGCUAAUUUGUCGAUAAAGGCCUUGUCUGAAAUGAAGUCUAUCAACCUUUUUGGCGUUCAGCAGAUUUGUCGUAAUUCAAUAGCACUGGAACAGGCAUUAGCUGCUAUUUCAUCAAUUGAUAGUGAAGAUGUACAAAUGAGGUUGGAUCGUGCACUGCUUGCAUUUAUAUCAGAGCAUGAAUACCUUUUCACAGCCGCAGAGUACGCAAAUCUUUUGAAGGUCCAUGUCCCAGGAAGGGAAAUUCCUGAUGAUGCUCACGACCGCGUGAGAGAAAUUAUGGCUCACUAAGAAUUUAGAAUUCAGUUUUCAUAUGUAAAUGCCCACUCAUGAAGAGUAAGGUUAUUAGACGAAAUACGGAGAGUUGGAGACCUUGACCUAUUCCUGAAUGAAAAAAAUGAAGUGUGGAGCAAAUUUGUGACUUGAUAUCUCUUAUUCCAGGUAUAUUUUGUGAUUAAUUCUUGUAAGAUUGCAAAAAAUAUUGGGCCAUCUCGAUACUCGUUAUUUGGUCUUUCUGUGUUCAUCCCAUGUACAUUCGAUUUUGUAUCACUGUGCUUUUGUUUGGUUUAUUUGUGGGUAUGGUUCUGGGUAGAUAUGGAGUGAUGGUUAUUUAUUGAAUAGCUGACUUUGAAUCACUUGAAGAUGUGUAUUGUUUUGAGACACUUGAAACAAAAAGAAUGGAAUCGUCUUUGGCGGUGAAUGUGUAAAUGUGUCCAACUAUCUUCUUUAUUGUUCUCCCUUAUGGUCUCUGG
Striga asiatica is the source of this 5132-nucleotide messenger RNA. The record is from the annotation of a GenBank genome assembly. NCBI's taxonomy places the organism in Eukaryota, Viridiplantae, Streptophyta, Magnoliopsida, Lamiales, Orobanchaceae.